Molecule: messenger RNA, 250 nt
Organism: Racocetra fulgida
Lineage: Eukaryota; Fungi; Glomeromycota; Glomeromycetes; Diversisporales; Gigasporaceae
Source: the annotation of a GenBank genome assembly
UGAGACAUCAAGUAAUGAUGAAGACGAUAUUGAAGAUUUUGUUUCUUCAUCAACAAAUACUCAAGAUCAGGAAGGUUCCAAAAAAUUACAUCCACCUGUACAGUAUAAAUACUGUUCUAAAAAAUUCAAACGUAGACUUGCAACCCGUAUACAAAAACAUACUAAUAAUUGUUUAAAUGCACCUGAAUCAGCAAAAACUACUAAAAAAUUAAAGUUGCAAGAUUCGGAUUUAAAACAACAAAAUACUAUA